Sugiyamaella lignohabitans is the source of this 729-nucleotide messenger RNA. It is a transcript of the gene MRPS17, whose product is annotated as mitochondrial 37S ribosomal protein MRPS17. The coding region runs from base 1 to 729 and encodes 242 amino acids. The transcript has a single exon. Gene Ontology annotation, molecular function: structural constituent of ribosome. The record is from RefSeq and is a predicted model, not a curated record. Lineage: Eukaryota; Fungi; Ascomycota; Dipodascomycetes; Dipodascales; Trichomonascaceae. Gene Ontology annotation, biological process: translation. Gene Ontology annotation, cellular component: ribosome; mitochondrion.
AUGGCUAGACAAUCGUUCAUUGGCUUUGUGACUUCACAAGGCAAAAUGAAUAAGACCAUCAAAGUGCGUGUGAGAAAGGUUAAGUUUAACCGGGUCAUCCACAAGGAUAUCAUUGAAUACAAAGAUUUCAUGGUUCAUGACGAACUGAACAAAUGUCAAGAGGGUGAUGUUGUCAGAAUUCAAUAUGUCAGACCACUUUCGGCCCAUAAGUCAUUUGCUGUCGCUGAAAUCAUGAAAUACAAAGGUACUGAGUGGAUGAAGUAUCAGGCUGAGGCACCUCAAAAAGUCACUGAAGAGGAGUUAAAGAAACUCGAAGAAUAUAAAUUAGAACGGCAAGCUCGUAUUGAAGCUAAGGGAACCAGUAGUAUUGCAGAAAAUAUACGCAAAGUCGAGAAGUCAUUUGCUGGUGACAAGUCACUUGCCGAAAGCGACAAACCCUUGGUACAGGACUUGAUGAAAAAAUAUGGCAUCUCUUCAUGGCCCCCCUCGCAUGAGAUUAUAAAAUUGGAUGCAUCUAAGUUGAAGAAAGAGUUACAAGAGCUGGAUAUUGAGAUUUCAGCCUUAAGUUAUUCAUCAUACACAAAGGAUUUUCUUGCCAGCCAACCUGAAGAGGCAGACAAGAUUCUUCAAUCUCUGGGCCAUGAUACGACGACCAUGAAUUCUAGCAUAAAGAAAAACAUUCUCAUGAAGCAUUUUGCCAAGUCAUUUAAUUCAAUUCCCGUUGCUUAA